This is a messenger RNA of Colias croceus (clouded yellow), 2311 nucleotides long. RefSeq lists its product as uncharacterized. The transcript is spliced from 6 exons. Bases 76 to 2214 code for a protein of 712 amino acids. The record is from RefSeq and is a predicted model, not a curated record. NCBI's taxonomy places the organism in Eukaryota, Metazoa, Arthropoda, Insecta, Lepidoptera, Pieridae.
GUCAAAACCUGGUCAAAACAACCGUGAACCGACUAAUUUUCCGAUUGAUCAAAUAAAAUGAAAUAAAUAUGAAAAAUGGCCUUAUUUAUGAAGCAAGACUUUUCUCCACCUAUCCUCUCAAGAAAAUGGAUUGCUAUAAAAUUUAGGCCCAAUAUGUUAAUUUACAGCCACGACAACAUAGUAGCAAUACUCGAGUCUGGAUUACUCUUCCGUGAGGAUAGCAUUGAGGUAGAACAAGAAGCCCCCUGUCCUGAAGUGGCUUGGAAACAUGCGGGGGGUGCGGGCUGGCUCACAGGGGGAGAGAGGAAUAGUGCUAUAGGGGCGAUCGCUACUUGCUUGUUAGUCGCACCACCUAGGAACCUAAACAAAUGGACGCUAGUCCGUAUGGGGUCUCUAGCAUUCAUACCACUUGCAAUACGCGGUCUACACCGCGCGCAUUGCCGUGGCAGUUUGCGCAAGCUGCUUGGCUUGAUGCGCGAUUACAUGGCGCUGGCGAGGCGUGCGACUGCAUGCUGUAGGGAGUACACGGCUAUGCAUGCACAGUUAGUAUCAGUAACUUCAGCUAUAGAGUCCACGCACGCAGUUCUGUGCCGGCAGCAGAAGGAACUGCUCGUACUCAUGUCUCGAGCCACGUCAGCACUUUUGGGGAAUGUGCCUUGGCUCAGGGGGGAUAUAGCGCUAGAGUGUGAGACUGAUAGUCUUAUGAAAAUCCAUCACGCCUUCCUCGUCGUACAAUCCACACUGUUAAAACACAUCGCACUCGCACACCACAUUCCGUCACACGCACAAAAACUGUACAAAAAUCACAACGAACGAAUAUAUUGGAUACAUCACACACUCAUAGACAAUCUCAUUCUAGAGUUCAAAGAGAAUUUCGAAGCUCUAGAACGAAUGUAUCGAUUGCUCAAAAAUUAUGGCACAAAAGAUAGUGCCAGUGCUCUAAAAAGGCCUGGAGCUGCUCUCAAAGAAACAUGGCUCUAUUCAGACAUACAUACAGGAGUUGCUCGAUCGUGUUUAGAACUAAAAAUGGCACUAAGCAAAUGCAACGAUCUAGAUAUGUUCCUAGAUUCUUGUGCGCUAAAUAAACAGGAAUUGGACUUAAAUGUACUGAAUAAAGAUAUUGACGCAAUCAUUGAUGAUAUAACGAAUAGCCUCAACACGAUACAAAACUCGCAAAUACGGUUGAAGAAAUUGCAAAAUAAGUUCAAAGUGGAUGAGCCGAAAUUGGAAGAAUUUGAAGAACACGUGGAAGAUACAUCGGUAGUAAAUAUAGAUCAAAGCGAACGGGAAAUCAAAGAUGAAGUUUUUUAUUUCGUAAAAACAGAAGACGAUGAUAAUGUUCAACCGUUAGCAGAUGUUGUGACAGCCCCUGGGAGGAAAGAGAAAGAAACAACUAAAAUAGUUUUAAACGAAUUAAAAAGGAAAUUAGUGAAGCGGGAAGACUUAAUGAGGGAAAGGGAGAGACAAGCGCUCGCUAAAACAAUGCCCGAUUUGAAAAACGUACCAGAAUUCCCGAGACAGAUUAGCAUGCAAGAUUUCGUUGACCGCAAAGGUUUUUUAUCAAAAAUCGAAAGAAAGCAGCGAAAAAAGAUAAAAUCAAAGAAAAAUAAGAAACCAAAACAUAAAUACAGAUUAAAAAUGUGUAAAUAUAUCGAUGAGACGGAUAUCCCUGAUGAGUUGUAUGAAGCCAACGCCAAGUUAAAUGUAAAAAGUCGCCUUAUUACUGUAGGAAAAGAUCGAAAUAGCUUCAUUUUGAAUAAAUGGGUUAAGAAAAUCGAAAUUAAUACGAACGGCUUAGAUUCCAGUGGUCUCUCAGACGGGCUCAGUGACGUUGAAUCUGACGCUGUUAACUUAAAUGUACGCAAUAUAAAUAACAAUAAAAACGAAGCAAUAAAUUAUAAAUUCAAUAAAAAAGAUUUAGAUCUCACCUCCUCUUCAGAUAGUGAACUCGAUAUUGAAAAUAAUGGUUUACUAAAUGACAUAAGGCGGUACAGAGCGGUGCGAAAAAAGAAUUUUCCCGCCAAACGAGCGUCCAUAGACAAAGACGUAGAUGAAAGCAUGAAGCCCAUAGAGUAUAGAUUCGGGACGGGCAUGGCGAUGGCGUCAGUUCUACAGAUAAAUAAUAAUUCUAGAAUGCCAAAUAUGGCCGCGGAAGAAGUUUUUAUUGGAAAUGGUGAAGUUUCUGAAGAUAGCGGUAAUGAUGAAGAUGCUUAAUAUAUUUUAUUGCAGUAAGAGCUAGCGCGCAAGAGCAACUUUGUCUCCGCAACUAUUUUGUCUCUCCCAUCAACUCUAUGGGCUAGUAAGAAAGUGC